ACCGAAGGAUCGGUGGCAGUCGCGCGCCGGCCGCUGCCUCGAUAGGGUGUUUGUGUAUAUGUCGUCGCGAUGAAAAUUUGGCCGCCAUAGAGGUUAUGUUCACGCGUGCCGCGGGAUUCAAACCGACCACGCAUGCCCUUCUGCGUCCAUCUUUUCAAAAAUCCUCCACCGAUCGCCGCGUAUCCAUCGAUAAAUCCAUCGACUUCCCACGACAACGCUUUCUUCGUCCGCGGAGCAACUUCACAACACUUGACACACGCAGCGAAACUUCGUAAAUGCGCAGGGGCGUCGUGUGUGGCGGCUCUCGUACGUGAUUGGUGCGGUGGUGUGUGUGUGAAGGGCCAACAAGAGAGGCCGCAACGGUGAGCAUUCGAGAUGAGCUAUGAAUUUAGGCUGCCUGGUAGCCAUCGUCUUUGUGCUUCAGCUGCUGUUCAACGUCACAGCGCUACCCUCAGUCGUCAAGAUUGGUGCUAUAUUCACUCAUGACCAAAAGGAUAGCAGUACGGAGUUGGCCUUCAAGUAUGCCGUGUACAAGAUCAACAAGGAGAGGCUUAUCCUGCCGAAGACGACGCUGGAAUACGAUAUACAAUACGUGCCAAAAGAUGACUCCUUCCAUGCGUCGAAGAAGGGUGAGUGA
Frieseomelitta varia is the source of this 637-nucleotide messenger RNA. Its product is annotated as glutamate receptor ionotropic, kainate 1-like. The transcript has 4 exons. Lineage: Eukaryota; Metazoa; Arthropoda; Insecta; Hymenoptera; Apidae. The coding region runs from base 383 to 637 and encodes 84 amino acids. The record is from RefSeq and is a predicted model, not a curated record.